AUGCCAGUAACAACAAUCCCCCACCCUAACUCCUCCUCUUCGGCCUCUUCUCCUACCUCCGCCACACCCUCCACCAAACCUGUCUUCUUCUGGAAACCAAACGAUGGUCACGGCUACCUCUCCCAAUGGUACUGGUCCAAGUUCACCGUCGACAACGAAACCUACGCACAAGCAGAAAUGUGGAUGAUGGUACAAAAAGCGCGUUGUUUCGGCGACGAAAAGAUUGCGAAACAGAUGCUACAGACUACGAAUCCGAAGGAACACAAAGACUUGGGACGACAGGUUAGGGGGUUGAAUGCAAAGAUUUGGGAUGAACGUAAACUAGAGAUUGUGACACAGGGUACAUAUCACAAGUUCACCAUUAGUGAUAAUGCAGAAAAUCUGAGGCGCAUGCUGCUAGCUACUGGUGAGCGUGAGUUGGUUGAGGCUAGCCCUUCCGAUCGCAUUUGGGGCGUGGGGUUUGCGGAGAGAGACGCACAGAGGAAUCGGCAUAGAUGGGGACAGAAUCUGCUGGGAAGGGCGCUGAUGGAUGUUAGAACGCGGUUGAGAGAGGAGGGGAAGAAGCAAGGUUGA
Messenger RNA from Alternaria postmessia, 573 nucleotides. RefSeq lists its product as uncharacterized. The coding region runs from base 1 to 573 and encodes 190 amino acids. Lineage: Eukaryota; Fungi; Ascomycota; Dothideomycetes; Pleosporales; Pleosporaceae. The transcript is spliced from 2 exons. The record is from RefSeq and is a predicted model, not a curated record.